Messenger RNA from Daldinia caldariorum, 3624 nucleotides. RefSeq lists its product as uncharacterized. Bases 83 to 3175 code for a protein of 1030 amino acids. The transcript has a single exon. Gene Ontology annotation, molecular function: protein binding. Lineage: Eukaryota; Fungi; Ascomycota; Sordariomycetes; Xylariales; Hypoxylaceae. The record is from RefSeq and is a predicted model, not a curated record.
GAAUACAAAUAAAAAUUAUUCUGCGCCGUACGCCAUAAAAGUCCGAUUAAGAUCCGUUGAUAAGACGGUGUUUGUGUUCGAUAUGACGGAUAACAAGUUUUCGCCCGAUACGAUUCUCUCGAUUGAGAAAUCUUUUGAGAACUCGUCUUUCCUGGAAUCAUUCAAAAAUGAACCUGCACAGAGCUUAAUAGCCCAAUUUGUCCGAUAUAUCACGGCAGAAUCGUCUGAAAAACAGGCGGAACUAGAUUUCGAUGCCAAGACUUGGCUUGAAUCUCACGAUGCUGUUGAGACAAUUCGCCUCGGUCUGGCUUCUCUAGAUGCUUUCUUGCAAGCAAACGUUACGGGUCCUGUUCUCCAAGAUUUUAGCCAAGUCGAAGCUAUUUUCAUUUCGGCUUUUAAUAAGGAAAAGCUGACAGACGCAGAGUCUUCCGUAACGUCUCUUAGGAGGUUAUGUCUCAGUUGGCUUGACGUGGACGGCGUUGCUCCUUAUCCUUAUAUACCUCAUAUAGAGCUCUUCUGCUUGUCGCGAUUCAUCUUCACAACAGGCCUUGUCUUACCAACCGAGCUGCCCGAAGUUUGGUCGGAUUCUCAGGACUCUAUCUCGCUGCAUCUCUCCUGGACCCGACUGAGGAUUCAUCUUUGGCAUUACAAACUCAUCACACAGCCCUCUUUAGGCCCGGGGUCUUUAUUCACCAAGAGCGGCCGCUGGACAGAUGUGCCUACCCUCCAGGAGACUAUCGAGAAGAGUCUUCUAGAAGCUGGUACCUCGGUGACGGGAUCGAUAGAAGCAGACCAGGUCUCGGAGGAAUCCCGAUGGCCUCGAGAGUCCCGCAUCCAAUAUCUUUUGGAAGAAGCAGCUUGUCAUAUCCUACUUGGCAACGAUACAAAAGCUCGCCAAUCCUUGAGCUUAGCCACCAAGAUCAGCGACUUUUCAUAUGCCCUUUCCGGUGCUCCUGGAAAGCGUACAAGGUUUCAAGAGAAGAACGUCAGCCAGCUCGUAGUGCUCGCUAAAAGCCACGCUCUACUUGAAGAGACGUCUGAAAACGACACCUCUAACGCCACUCCCCUUGCUCUCCCCUUAAACGACGAUACCCUGCUAGAGAAUAUCAAGUUUGAAAACCAUGACACCGGCAGCCAAGUCUCGCAUCUCCCAGCAGAGUUGCAGGAUAUUAAACCAGACGAUCAACCACAGCUACUUCCGGAGGAUCACAUUAUCCUUCUAACAGAAGCAACAAUAAGGGAUACAUUUUCUCCCGCUGAUUCGCUGACCUCGGAAGAGAUUUUACCAUUCGCUCUCCGCGUCAUCGACGAUAAGUCGACCAACUGGCAGAUAUACACUCAGGCUUUACUCGUAAGGUCACGAAUUGAGUUGAGCAGGAGUCGAACAGUUGAACGUGCCGUCUUACAGAUGCAGGCACUUGUAGACCAAGUUAUUGUAGACACGCAGGAGGCCAACGGUUCAGAUGAGGCACGACGGAAAGAUGCGAAUGGGUCAGGAGCUCAGCUCGAUGUUCCUACCAUUCAAGUAACCACCGAGCACGGCCAGGACCGUCCUAGCGACCCUCAGAAGCCAACAUCAUUUCUUCCCGCUCCUAAACCUACCGAGUCGGCAUCGCCGCAGGAGAGGCUACGAUAUGUUAACGCGUUAUCCUCUCCACCGCGUUGGCACCUCGAAUCCGAGCUCGCCUACGCUUGGACGACAGUUGGGUCACUCGUGUCCGCUUUGGAGAUCUUCAAACGUCUACGGCUGUGGGCAGAAGUUGCUCUCUGCCUGGCAAGCAGUGCGGCGGCUGAUGAUCAAGAGGGUCGGGGCAGCGGGGGUGAAGAAAAAGCCCGGGCGAUCAUACGAUGGAGGUUGUUUAAUCGCACUUCCGAUACCGAUGACGCCGAAAAGCUUCAAGAUGAUCGCGAUCUGGACGACGCCAAUUUCGACAUCUCAUCCCUGAAAGCGUCCGAUUUCUGCGGAUCAGAACGCUCUCCGCCACCCCCAAAUGCCCCUCGCCUAUUUUGUAUACUAGGAGAUAUCGAGGACGAUCCUAAACACUACCAACGCGCGUGGGAAAUCUCCAAUCGACGCUUUGCAAGAGCACAGAGGUCACUUGGCGAACACCAUCUCAGGAAGCAGGAAUGGGAAAAGGCACGAGAAGCGUACAAACUCGCCGUUGGGGUUAAUCGGCUGAGCCCGGAGAUGUGGAGCAGACUCGGUGAUAUCGAGUUACGUCUUGGAAACUUUGCCGACGCGGCUGAGGCAUUUCAGAGAGCCAUCUCGAGCGCAAAUAAUACGUCUGGUGGCGAAGAUGCAAGGACUUGGAGCAACCUUGGAACCGCGCUCCUGAGCUGGUACCGCCAGAUAGUCUCGGAGAUGCGAGAUCAAAAGCAAAAGCUAGAAAAUGACGAUCCCGACUCUGUGGAUGGGAUGGCUAAUACGAAGCGCGCUGCCGAGAUUGGGAAGACGGCGCAAAAUCUAUUACACGACUCCUUGGUGGCUUUCAAGCGAGGAGCCACGCUUGCGGACUCGAACUGGCGAAUUUGGGAUAACGUAAUUACGCUGGCGGCGAGCAUAAAACCGAACCCGGAUUUGGAGGAUGUUGUCCUCGGAGUUAGAAAUGUAAUCCGAAUCCGCAAGACCGAGGAGGCGCUGGAUCUUGAUGUUCUGAGCCUCCUAGUGAGGGAGGCGACCAAGACACCGAUUCCCGCUAAUGCCAAAAAAGGGGAAGUCUACGAACCUGCAAGGGGUACCAUCGAAAGCAAGAUUGUCUCGCUCUUCGAGAAUGAUAUUGUGGCCCUUAUUACGACAAAUUCGGCUUCCUGGUCUCUGGUAUCACGCCUUCGCGCCUGGAGGAGAGACUGGGCUGGGGCGCUGGACGCAGCAGAGAAAGCGUGGAGGACGGCCGUCGGCGGGGUUGGUAGUUCUUUAUCGGCGUCCAGUGGCGUACAAAACGAACAGGGAAGCUGGCUCAUAGAUGCGGAUGCGUGGGAUGCUGUAGUUCAGAGGACAUCUGAGCUAGUAGCGGCGUACGAGAAUUACGGAUCGCGCAUAGAUUCUAUUGGCGACAAGUGGAAGGGCAAAUCAAGGAGCGCGGUUAGGAGCAUCAUGGGGAAAGCCAAAGAGUCCUGGGAAGGUGAUUCGAGAUGGCAAGCAUUAGUCGAUAUUAUGGAGGACUUGAAGCUAUAAGGAGACACGCUAUCCGUCCAAAUUGUAGUAUACCUAACAUACCCCUUUAUCCUUACCAAUCUAGGGAGGCUAAAUAGUUUUUGAUACAUAACGACGGAUGGAAUCUUAUAGGUUUGCCAGGAACUUAAAGAAAAUACCUCUAUAUUAGGGUUGCUUUGCUAAGGUGAAAACAUAGCAUAAUAAGUUCAAAAUACCUAAGACCACCACCAGUAUUCCUUAGAACGCCUUCCAUCAUCUAAACCCUUGACAUGCAUUUCUUAUCUCCCCGUUUACCAUAACGAAUUAUUCCCGUUCAUCUUAUCUAAACUCCCAAGAGCCACCAGAUCUUGAAUAUGCCCGUCUGUAAAAAUAAAAAUAAAAAGACACCCGACGAGAUGCAUUUCUGUCUCGAAAAAAAAAGUAUUGGUCUAGUAAAGCAAGUAGAGCGAAGGUAGAGAACAGAAUAGAGA